GCCCAGGCAGUCUUUUUUCCAGGUCCAGCGUCAACCCGUAUAAACUCCAGGUUCUCCCUUUGCCGGGUGCCUGAUUUUCUUUUUAAAACCGUUGUUGUUGCCGGUUCACCGCAAUCUCUACCACUACUCAACAUCCGCGACUUCCGGCCUUAUCCCCCUGAUAGGGCUUGUACCUGAAUUUAUCUCGAAUCUCGACCUCUUCGACCGGUGCUGUCAUCCCUGGUCGUUCUACGUGGCAGUAUCACAACAUCAACAACCGCCAAAAUGGGUGCUGGCGGCGUGAUUCUACGCUUUCUGAACCUGUUCAUUCGGGUCCUGCAACUAUGUGCCGCGGCUGUCAUUCUGGGAAUCUACUCCUACUUCUUGGCGGUCCUGGCCGACCAUAAAAUGACCAUCGCUACCUGGAUGAGAGCCGUUGAAGGUAUGUCGGGAGCAGCCUGCUUAUACGCGCUGCUGGGCUCUAUCUUCACCUGCUGCCUGGGUGGAAUUGCCUUCUUUGCUGGUGUGGCAGUGGUUCUGGAUGUUGCCUUUGUCGGAGUGAUGAUCGCCAUCGCCGUCCUCACCCGCGACGGUACCCAGAAAUGCACUGGAACAGUUCACACCCCGUUGGGAACUGGCCAGGCCAACGCCAAGGCUGAAGGCUACGGAGCGGGCGGCUUCGGUAUUGGUACUGGAAAGGAGACGACCUACUUCCCCAAGCUGUCCACGGCAUGCCGUCUCGAGAAGGCUGUUUUCGCCGUCUCCAUCAUUGGAAUCUUCCUCUUCACGAUUGGCAUCCUUUUCCAGAUCGGUCUGGCUCGCCACCACAAGCGUGAGAAGCGCUUCGGUCCCUCCCCGGCUAACGGCUACACUGCUGGUACUCGUCGUCCCUUCUGGCGCCGCAACAAGGCCGCCCCCGCUGUCGCUGAUGGUGCCGAUGUUCUCCCUGGACACCCCACUCCUGGUGAAGUUGAGAACGGUGGCAAGUUCGGCUACGGAACCUCGGCCUACGGCAACGGCCGCUACUGAACGCAUCGACAUGCGUUGUGAAACGGAGAUUUUAAUGUGGAGGUAGAUGUGAUGAAGCCCUAUGUUGGUGGGCCCGCGGUUUAUGGCCGAAACGAUACCAUUAAUCAUUUCUACGAUACCAAACCUGCAUGACUGGUGUUUGCUUUUUCGCUUCAACGACAUACUACAAUUGAUAAUGAUUGGCUGGACGCAGCCUCUUCCCUGGAGGCCUUAUCGCCUCGAUGGAGAAUGACGGCACGUCCAGUCGCGAAAUGAUAUUUGCACUCGUGUGAGUUGCAAGAUCGACUGGGAGUGGUAGACCCAGAGUCCGGUCGUUUAUAGAUACCUCACUUAUUACCUACUUAGUCGCUCGUGUACAACAAACCAAAUAAACGAAAUAUUAGUAUUAUACUAUAUAUAAUUUGGAUAAUCUAUAAAGCACCCGAAAUUGUCCCUGAACCUUAACCUUUGACCAUGGC
This is a messenger RNA of Paecilomyces variotii, 1466 nucleotides long. RefSeq lists its product as hypothetical. Bases 265 to 1008 code for a protein of 247 amino acids. The record is from RefSeq and is a predicted model, not a curated record. Lineage: Eukaryota; Fungi; Ascomycota; Eurotiomycetes; Eurotiales; Thermoascaceae. The transcript is spliced from 2 exons.